Molecule: messenger RNA, 918 nt
Organism: Sapajus apella (tufted capuchin)
Lineage: Eukaryota; Metazoa; Chordata; Mammalia; Primates; Cebidae
Product: transient receptor potential cation channel subfamily M member 4-like
Exons: 6
Biological process (GO): calcium ion transmembrane transport
Molecular function (GO): ligand-gated calcium channel activity; calcium-activated cation channel activity
Source: RefSeq, a predicted model, not a curated record
CCGCCCAGGCUGGGCUGGAAAGUGGCGGAUCCGGUUUGUCCUGGGCGGGUCUGGAAGCGGAGCCGGCGGAGGGAGCGCCGGGGCCCGGGGCUACAGGAGGUUGCGGGGCCGCGGCAGCAUGGUGUUGCCGGAGAAGGAGCAGAGCUGGAUCCCCAAGAUCUUCAGGAAGAAGACCUGCACAACGUUCAUAGUCGACUCCACAGAUCCGGGAGGGACCUUGUGCCAGUGUGGGCGCCCCCGGACCGCCCACCCUGCCGUGGCCACGGAGGACGCCUUUGGGGCAGCCGUGGUGACCGUGUGGGACAGCGAUGUGCACACCACGGAGAAGCCCACCGACGCCUACGGAGAGCUGGACUUCCUGGGGGCCACCCGAAGGCACAGCCAUUUUCUCCGGCUCUCUGACCGAACAGAUCCAGCUACAGUUUAUAGUCUGGUCACACGCACGUGGGGCUUCCGUGCCCCGAACCUGGUGGUGUCAGUGCUGGGGGGAUCAGGGGGCCCCGUCCUCCAGACCUGGCUGCAGGACCUGCUGCGUCGUGGGCUGGUGCGGGCUGCCCAGAGCACAGGGGCCUGGAUUGUCACUGGGGGCCUGCACACAGGCAUCGGCCGGCACGUUGGCGUGGCUGUGCGCGACCAUCAGACGGCCAGCACUGGGGGCACCAAGGUGGUGGCCAUGGGUGUGGCCCCCUGGGGUGUGAUCCAGAAAAGAGACAUCCUCAUCAACCCCAAGGGCUCGUUUCCUGUGCGGUAUGAUUGGCACCACGACCCGAAGGAUGGGGUCCAGUUUCCCCUGGACUACAACUACUCAGCCUUCUUCCUGGUGGACGACGGCACGCACGGCCGUCUAGGGGGCGAGAACCGCUUCCGCUUGCGCUUGGAGUCCUACAUCUCCCAGCAGAAGGCGGGCGUGGGGGGUGA